AUGAGUAAUUAUAAUGGAUCAUUAUAUUCUACAAAUGAAAUUUCUUUAUCUCGUACUGUUCGAUUUUGGCUUUUGCUUUUAAGUGAAGUGCCAUCACUCAUUUGUUCAAUUUUUAUUAUUUUUCAUUUAUUAAUCGAUCGACAAGAACGUCGUUCAUUGAAUAAUCAUCCAAUUAUUCUUAUGAACAUAACAGGAUUGUUUUUAAAAUGUACUGAUGUUCCAUUUUAUCUUGAUUUUAUUCGAAAUGGAAAAGUAUCGCCAUCAACACCAAUUCAUUGUUUAAUAUGGUGGGUUGGAGCUAUCGCUUUCUAUUAUAUAACAUGUUUAUUAGCUGCUUGGGCUUCAAUGGAACGUCAUAUACUUGUAUUUCAUAGAGCACGGCUAAAUACUGCAAAAGGACGUUUUUUAUUUCAUUAUUUUCCAUUAAUAAUAAUAUGUAUUUAUUCAAUCAUAUUUUAUACAUGGGUUAUUUUUAUUUUACCUUGUGAAAAUAUCUAUGAUUAUACUUUACCUGUAUGUGGAGCUAUACCUUGUUAUAUAAAUGAUCCAAUAUUUGGAGUAUGGGAAUUAAUAUUCCAUGGUUGUAUUUGUACCAUAAUUACUACAGUGUUUAGUAUUGGUUUAGUUAUUCGUGUUAUAAUAGAAAAACUUUCUCGUCAUUUACCAAUUGAAUGGCGUAAACAUCGAAAAAUGACAAUUCAAAUGUUAAGUAUAUCUUCAAUAUUUAUUUUCUUUAAUUUACCAAUAACAACAAUGGCUAUAGCUCAUCUGGCUGGUUUACCAUAUGAUGUUGGUGCCGAAAUACAAUUAUAUUUCUUUUUUCUUUCUUAUUGGCUAAUAUUUUUAUUACCUUUCGUUUCUUUAAAUUCAUUGACAAACUUGAAACAGAAGAUCAAGAGAUGUUUCGGAAUUUUAUCUCAACGUCAAACAACUAUUGGUGUUCUAAGUACUCGCCGUUAA
Molecule: messenger RNA, 960 nt
Organism: Adineta ricciae
Lineage: Eukaryota; Metazoa; Rotifera; Eurotatoria; Adinetida; Adinetidae
Source: the annotation of a GenBank genome assembly